Messenger RNA from Cladophialophora yegresii CBS 114405, 1305 nucleotides. RefSeq lists its product as uncharacterized. NCBI's taxonomy places the organism in Eukaryota, Fungi, Ascomycota, Eurotiomycetes, Chaetothyriales, Herpotrichiellaceae. Gene Ontology annotation, cellular component: membrane. Gene Ontology annotation, biological process: ceramide biosynthetic process. The record is from RefSeq and is a predicted model, not a curated record. The transcript has 3 exons. Gene Ontology annotation, molecular function: sphingosine N-acyltransferase activity. The coding region runs from base 1 to 1305 and encodes 434 amino acids.
AUGGCGCGCCCACGCCGGACGUCGAGUAACCUCGGUGGCGAUCCUCGCGGUGACACUGGCGCCCCUGCUUUGGCCACCAUGGCCCUGCGGCCCACUAACCAGAUAUCUGCACGCGAGAGAGAACUCAAGCCUCACUCGAAAAGACGGAAAGCAAGAUCCGCGUUUCGAAAAUGGAAGCAAACCUCCCUGCGGCACACCUGGCUCAACCCGCUCAUCCUCCUCCUUGCAUUGCUCGGGGCGUACUACGUAAACCCAAGCGAGCAGAAUCCUCUUCAUAAAGCUAUCUUCCUGUCAUACCCUCUCGGACCGGAUCAUCCGGGUGGACCGAACAUGUAUGGCAAGGGCAAGGCAGACUUUGCUUUCGUUGGAUUUUACACCAUCUUCUUUACUUUCACGAGAGAGUUUAUGAUGCAGCGGGUCAUUCGUCCCAUGGCAAUACGAUGCGGCAUUACCAAGCGAGCCAAGCAAUCGCGCUUCAUGGAGCAGGUCUACACUGCCAUGUACUUCGCCGUCUUCGGCCCCUUCGGCCUCUACGUGAUGAAGCAGGGCACUUUGUGGUAUUUCAACACGACCGCCAUGUUUGAAGGUUUCCCUCACCGCAAGCACGAAGGGAUCUUCAAGGCCUACUACUUGUUGCAGGCAGCAUAUUGGGCGCAGCAAGCCAUAGUUCUGGUCUUGCAACUGGAAAAGCCUCGCAAGGACUUUAAGGAGUUGGUCUUCCACCACAUCAUCACGCUUGCUCUCAUUGGACUGAGCUACCGCUUCCACUUUGCAAAGAUGGGCAUUGCCGUCUAUAUCACGCACGACAUCAGUGACUUUUUUCUUGCGACCUCCAAAACGCUUAACUACCUUGACUCGAUCGUCGUCGGCCCCUACUAUCUCAUGUUCAUGGGCAUCUGGAUUUACCUCCGCCAUUGGAUCAACUGGCAAAUCCUGUGGGCGACUCUGACCGAAUUCAGGACCGUCGGUCCCUUUGACUUGAAUUGGGAGACUCAACAAUACAAGUGCUGGAUCAGCCAGUAUAUCACAUUCUCACUUCUUGCCUGUCUUCAAGCCGUCAAUCUUUUCUGGCUAUAUCUGAUCCUCCGCAUCGCGAAGAACUAUGUUUUCUCCAAUAUAACGGUCGACGAGCGGAGCGAAGAUGAAGAGGAGGACGAAGAUACUAAUAUCCCUGCAAAGGAGGAAAAGAAGGCUUUAGCAAAUGGCAAGACCAACGGCAAUCAGCCAGUUGUGCUUAUCAACGGGGAGCCUGUUGAAGGCGAAAGUCGGCCUGACAGGGUGAGGGAAAGGAAGCGAAAGGGCUAG